Messenger RNA from Annulohypoxylon maeteangense, 2666 nucleotides. RefSeq lists its product as uncharacterized. Lineage: Eukaryota; Fungi; Ascomycota; Sordariomycetes; Xylariales; Hypoxylaceae. The coding region runs from base 156 to 2630 and encodes 824 amino acids. The record is from RefSeq and is a predicted model, not a curated record. The transcript has a single exon.
CAUCCCACAUUUCUACAUCAUCAUUUCUAUGAUCCCAAUAUUUGUACACCACCCUUUCUUCAUCCACCUUCUAUAACCCAACCACUUAAUCAUCACUCGUUUCGUUUCGUUCUAUUUCAUCUUAUAAAUAUCUUCCCAGCAAGCUACGUUUGCCUAUGAUGGCGCGUCGCGUGUCACCCAAUUCCAUCGAGGCGAAGUUCUACCUCGAAAAAUAUGAGAAUGCGCGUAAGACAGGCAAAGACCAAGAAAUGACGCAAUUCUUGGAAUCAGUCAGUACCCAAGCUGGUUCCCAUGAGAUCGUAGAUGACCCCAACGUCAAUGAUUCGCUUGGACAGCGGGAAAACGGUGAUCCCCAGAAGCGACAAGGUCGAUUUAACGACAAUUCGCUAUCGAAGAUGAAGAAUAUCUUCAACGUCACCACCGCCGCAACUGGUAAAGACAAGGCCGGGCUUGGUUAUGCGGAAUCGACCGAGCUUGAUGAUCCUGAGAAGCCCAAUCGCAAACUCUCAUCCAAGAUGACUAAGAUAAAGAAGUUUUUCGGCAAAGAUGACAAUAACACGACUCAUUCGAUUACGACCAGCGCUGAGAAGGUACUGGCUAUGUUGAAGAGCCCGAACGCUCUUCCCUUUAAUAUUUCCAAGCUUCCUGAGUUAACCAAGAUAGUGCAGAACGUGAGCAAUGCUGAUCUAUCGCGCAAUAAUGCCCCACGGUUUAUGAUAUAUCAUGGCAAUAGUGAGGAUAGUGGCAACAACGACUAUGUAGAUGAAUCCGAUAACAACGCAAUUGAGAGAGGCAGGCCCAGAUUUAAAAAGAACACGGCGGCGGCGUACGACUCUACUGAGGAUACCAACCGAAAGGGGGUGGCCGCCUCAGACACAUCGGGUGGACCAAAAGACUCCGUCAGAGAUAACAAAGUCGUCCAGCAUGAGACUGGACAAGAAGACCGAUGCCCCAGUGUCCCACCACAUCGCGAUCCCGUCCAUCCUCACAGACAAGCCAAGCAUGAGGCCAAGGUCCCAGUUAAGAAACCUCUGUAUGACGACCAAGGUUUCCUGUGCGGGGAUUCCGAAAGCGAGGAUUGUCACUUUACCAAACCUCCUGCUGUACCCCGACACGGUGUGGGUGUUUUGGGUGAUGAGGAUGAGAAUGAGGAUGAGGUUGGAGAGCGUUCAACUCAGCACCCUAAACGUACAUGCUCGGACGAAAAUGUUAUUAACUCCCUUGCUAUAGCCCAUUACACGCCGUCGAUCCAACAAUUCUUGGCCAAACCCAAGCAAGCAGCGAGAGACUAUCAAAAGGCUAUUCAGUUGGUGAAAGCGCAACAAGAAGCAAAAGCCAGACGGCUUGCAGAGGCCAAGGCGAAGGGGGAAGGCAAUUCAGAGGGUAGCCAGGAUUAUAGUUCCGGUGGAGCAAUACCCAGCGUCCCAUCUUUCAAGGAGCUAAAGCGCAAGGAAGCCGAGCAAGGCCAGGGACCAGAGCAACUUCACAAGGACAAACAGGUGGGGGUCAAAAACUGGCUGGAUGCCCCUCGAUUAGAUCCCCGUCCCGAGAGCCCAGAUGAGCCACGACAAUACGGUGUUAAGCCAGCACCUAAGGAUAGCAAGAGGAAAACAUUGGCUUCGUACAUGGGUGAGAAGCCAAUAAGUCGUGAGAGUCAGCGCGUGCGCAACUUUUUCGGUCUUUCAGAUUCUUCCAACUCGACUGACGGAUCCAAGAGAGUUGAUGUUAUGUCUACUAUCGAGGAGGACGAGUCGGAAACCGAUUUUAAACCUCAUUUCCCUAAUCUUUACCAUCCGUCUCCUACCCGAGUAGUUCGUAUUACGCCAUCGAUCUAUGAGGGACUUUCUUUCCUUCGAAAGGAAUCUGAAGCAUCUGGUAGCCCUCAGCGUGGCACGGUCGAGCCGCCCAGCUCGCCGUUUGAUAGAGACCCUCGAGAUCAGGUACAGGACUCUUCACAGCCUGGAGAGAGCUCCUCGCCGCCGAUUACCCCCAAUGCUCAGAUAAUUCAAGGAAAGCGCAACAUUGCAAGCGAGGUUGAAUAUAUCAAGAAGCAUAUCGAGGAUGCCUACAAUGGCAAGUGCGAGUAUAACGUCUAUGACGCCCCCAGCGAUAUCACAGUCGGCCUCAGUCCCAUCACUCUGUUGGGAAUGUACCCUUCCCCGCUUCACAUUAUCAAAGACCCCAAGAAGCCUCAGGGAAAUGCUCACUCGCCCACUCCUGCUUACAAGGGGCCACGAGGAUCAAAACCCCUUCAAGGACCACGUCCGCUCCCGGUUGCUUCUCGACACUCGCAACCUCAGCAACCUAAACUACCCGAACAACCUCCACCGCUUCAGCUGCCUCAGCCGCUUCAGCUCAACACAACCGGCGCGAGUACAUGGGGUGAACGCUUCCGUGGCGACAGCGAUGAGGUCUCACUUGGUCGGAAAGGAGAGAUUAUCGAAGAAAUGGGACACAUUAUGUUGGUGACGCUAGAGCGCAUGGAUAGACUGGAAGAGAGAGUGGAAGUGUUGACUAACUCGCUCAACCGCGUUCGACUAUUAAUAGCCGAUAUAGUUGGCGUGGAUACUGCAUGGUACCAUAAGGAACAAAAUGCUGAAGAGCAUGCGCAGGAAGAGGAGGAUGAGUAGGAGGAGGGGGAGGGGGAAGAGAAAGACGAAGAGAAG